Messenger RNA from Verticillium alfalfae VaMs.102, 390 nucleotides. RefSeq lists its product with no specific name. The transcript is spliced from 3 exons. NCBI's taxonomy places the organism in Eukaryota, Fungi, Ascomycota, Sordariomycetes, Glomerellales, Plectosphaerellaceae. The coding region runs from base 1 to 390 and encodes 129 amino acids. The record is from RefSeq and is a predicted model, not a curated record.
AUGUCUGAAAGCACUGCUCCUGCUGGCAACGCCACCGACACCUCGCAAGAGGCUCUCAAGCUUGUCAUCUGCUGCUGGAAGAAUUUCGGCGCUGACAACAAGCGCUUCGAGCGGCUUCUGAAGACUUUCGACCUGAAGCCCUCGGACCUCACCACCAAAGGCAGCAACACCGCCACGGCCAUCCCCGCUGCCUCGCAGGAUCUGAGCACUGCUGCUGCUGCUCCUACCCCGCCAAGCGCAAGCGCGGCCACCAAGGCUGCUGGUAGUGCCACGGAGGGCAAGACCAAGCGCUCCAAGUCCAUCGCCGUCCCGGUGAAGGAGAACGACGAGGACCCGUUUGUCCAGCAAAAUGCUGGAAAGGAUGAGCCUGAAGAGGAAACCGAGGAGUGA